AUGGCGAAACGAGCUGUCCUCAUCGUUAAUUGCUCGGGUGCUAUGAGCGACCCGGGCGACCACAUGCUCAACCAAGCCAAGUACGGCCCGGUCGACUUCAUCACGGGCGACUAUCUCGCCGAGGUAAACAUUGCCAACGAUGCUGAGGCCUACAGGAAUGGGCAGCACCCCGGGUGGAUCUCGACCGCAUGGGACGGCCUUUGCAAGUCGGUCGAGAUCCUCCAUGAGAAGAGGAUCAAGGUCAUCAUCAACGGAGGAUGCUUGAACCCGCGCGGGCUAGCCGAGAAGACUCAUAAUCUGGUUCAAGAGAAGAAGCUGAACUUGAAGGUCGCCUACGUCGAGGGCGACGAGUUGCUGCCACGCGUUCAUGAGCUGAUGGCCAAGCAAGAGCGUCUGAAGCACUUGGACGCGGAGAACCCCCAGGUCAACCUCGCCCCGGGUACCGACAACUUCUUGAAACGCCCCGGCAGCAGCGAGAUUGUCUCCGCAAACGCUUAUCUCGGCAUCCGUGCCAUCAAGCGCGGUCUGGAGGAGGGGGCAGACAUCAUUAUCUGCGGCCGUGUUGCCGACGCCUCGCCCGUCAUGGCCGCCGCGGCCUGGUGGCAUGGCUGGCCGGACUCGGCUUACGACGAACUGGCCGGGUCUCUGAUCGCGGGACACCUGAUCGAGUGCUCCACGUACGUUACCGGCGCCAACUUUGCCGGCUUCGACAAGUACGACAUCAAGGAUCUCCUGAACCUCGGCUUGCCGAUCGUCGAGAUCGACUCCAAUGGCGAAUGUGUCGUCACCAAGCACGAGGCUCUGCCGGGCUUUGUCACAGAGGACACCGUCAAGUGCCAGCUGCUGUACGAGCUCCAGGGCAACAUCUACCUGAACAGCGACGUGAAGGCCGACAUCGCUCGCGUCCAGGUGAAGGAAGAGUCCAAGAACCGCGUUCGCGUCAGCGGGGUCAAGGGAUACCCGCCGCCUCCCACCACCAAGUUGGCCGUCUUCUAUCAGGGAGGUUUUCAGUGCGAACUCACGAUCAACGCGACGGGCUACGCCACGGCGAAGAAGUACGAGCUUCAAGCGGCGCAGAUCUUCUCCAAGUUGCAGGAAUGGGGCGUGCUCGAGCAGUUCGACACGCUCGACUUUCAGCGGAUCGGCGUCCCAGCGGAGAACCCUCGGUGCCAGCUCGAGUCGACGACGUCUCUCCGCAUCUUUGCACAGGCCAAGGAUGCUGCCACGCUCGGCAAGCUCGCACAGGCCUUUAUGUACAACGGAAUGGCCCAUUUUGCGGGCAUGCACAGCACCCUCGACAUGCGGCAGCUCCGGCCGAUCCCCUUCAACGCCUUCUACCCGGCCGUCAUCGAGCAGACGGAGCUCGAAGAGAGCAUCAACCUCAUCGACCCCUCGACCCGGGAAGUGAGGAAGAUCGUCGUCGGUCCGCCGGCAAAGACCGAGCCCCUAGCCCCUCGCGAGAACUACGAGACGGCCAACCCGGUGGACCUGGCGAGCUUCGGCCCCACGGUCGACCGCCCGCUCGGCGACAUCGCGCUGGCGCGCUCGGGCGACAAGGGCGCCAACGUCAACAUCGGCCUCUUCGUGCACACCGACGAGGAGUGGGACUGGCUGCGCUCGUUCAUGACCCGCAGCAAGAUGCGGGAGCUCAUGGGCGCCGACUGGCAGGACUGGUACUUCGUCGAGCGCGUCGAGAUGCCGCUCAUCAGGGCCGUGCAUUUCGUCGUCUACGGCCCCCUGGGCAGGGGCGUCAGCAGCUCUCGCCUGCUGGACGCGCUGGGCAAGGGGUUCGCCGAGUUCAUCCGCGCCGUGCAUGUCCCGAUUCCGAGGAAGUUCUUGAAUCUUUGA
This is a messenger RNA of Thermothielavioides terrestris NRRL 8126, 1848 nucleotides long. RefSeq lists its product as uncharacterized. The coding region runs from base 1 to 1848 and encodes 615 amino acids. The transcript has 5 exons. The record is from RefSeq and is a predicted model, not a curated record. Lineage: Eukaryota; Fungi; Ascomycota; Sordariomycetes; Sordariales; Chaetomiaceae.